AUGGGAUCAAAAGCGUCGAAAAAUCAAUCACAAGGUACCAAACCACCGUCGACGGAAUCUGUCGCUGUCUUGCAGCCUUUCAAACCUCUAACCAAACCACUAACCUACCCGUCCUUGGUCUCAGUUGUGGAGUUCAUCUGCUUUGGUAGACGAAAACAACUAUACGCAAAAUGUCCAACGAUUCGAAAACUCGAAGAAAGACUACCCUAUCAUCUUGAACGUGUGGAAAUCCAAACAAGAGGCCCUAGCAACAUCAUUUUGCGCUUUGAAAAUGUUUCAAUUGGUAAUUUUGGUUCGAAAAACGAAAGUGAUGGCAAGAUAGCAAUGUGGUGCUCCGGAAAAUGGAUGGAACGAUCAACAGGACUGUCUCUGUAUGAGGCGACUGAAAAGUUUGCAUUGUAUAAUCUGAGCAGACCGGGGACAACAAUAAAGACACUUGAGACAAAAUACACUCCGAAAUGUAUUUUGAACUGUAUUCCCUUGACAAUCGAAAAUUUGAUAGAUCGUAACGACUGGAACAAUUGGAUCAUCCGUACAACUAGACCAGUUAAAACUCUGCAAACUGAUCGUAUAAUCAGAAAUGACAUGAUCAAGUAUGCAAAAGAAGUGACAGUGACAAGAGAUCCGAUAAUCUACACAGACAUAUUGUCAGAAUGGAAUUGUGAAUCUAUUACAAUUGAAACGGAACUGAGUUGUAGGGAGGUAGUGGAUUACUGUAGGAGUGUGUCAAAAAGAACCGAUCGACCGAUUGGAAGCGUUUUCAAGUCAAAGUUGAGUGGAUACUCAACAGAGCUGUUCAAAAUGCUUUCUCGGGAACUAAUCGCAAGAAAGAUAACGUUGACAGUCUUUGGUGGCAAUGUAAUUCAAUUUGCAAUUAUCCCUAUUAACGAGUCGACCGAGUUGAACGUAUUCAUUAUGGAACAUGGAAAAAUUGAGACCGGACUCUUCGAGAAGCUUCGGCAAUUUGGUGAACAUUCUCAAGAAAUGAAUGAGACCGUAGUGUUCGGAUGA
This is a messenger RNA of Caenorhabditis remanei, 1011 nucleotides long. RefSeq lists its product as uncharacterized. The transcript has 6 exons. Bases 1 to 1011 code for a protein of 336 amino acids. NCBI's taxonomy places the organism in Eukaryota, Metazoa, Nematoda, Chromadorea, Rhabditida, Rhabditidae. The record is from RefSeq and is a predicted model, not a curated record.